AUGCAAGCUGGAGUUGUUGGCGCUCAACAUUUCCCAGCUGUGGGCGGGGCCUUCAUGGAUUCCCCAUACAAUGGCAACACGUCUCUGCAGACGUCCACCUCUAACCUCAACGCCAACUACUCUCGGCCAUCUGAAGCAGAGGAUGACGGGAAGGUGUCCAGCGAUACCAUUUGGCUGUGGAUUGCCGUGCUCGCGACCAUCGGCAACAUAGUGGUGGUGGCCGUGGUUUGCGCGUGUGCCUUCUGA
Lampris incognitus (smalleye Pacific opah) is the source of this 246-nucleotide messenger RNA. RefSeq lists its product as uncharacterized. The record is from RefSeq and is a predicted model, not a curated record. Lineage: Eukaryota; Metazoa; Chordata; Actinopteri; Lampriformes; Lampridae. Bases 1 to 246 code for a protein of 81 amino acids. The transcript is spliced from 2 exons.